Molecule: messenger RNA, 1668 nt
Organism: Vigna angularis (adzuki bean)
Lineage: Eukaryota; Viridiplantae; Streptophyta; Magnoliopsida; Fabales; Fabaceae
Exons: 1
Coding region: 1-1668 (555 amino acids)
Molecular function (GO): zinc ion binding; nucleic acid binding
Source: RefSeq, a predicted model, not a curated record
AUGGCAUUACAACAAUUGGAAGCUGCUAGGGUGUCAGCCGAGGCACACCAGAGACAAUAUGUGGAAUUAAUGAACGGUGGUGCAAGAAUUUCCACUGACCAUUUUUAUAUUCCACCUACUCCAAUACAUGAAUGGAGCCUGGAGAAUUUUCUUCAACACCAUCCAGCUAAAUUCUGUGGCAAUACUAGUGCCGAUGAAGCAGACCAAUGGUUUAGAGAUAUGGAGAGGAUUUUCAAUGCCAAAAACUGCCUAGAAGAGAAUAGAUUGGCUUAUACUGAAUAUUUAUUAUCAGGAGAGGCUAGUCACUGGUGGACCAGUACAAGGACAUUGUUGGAAAGGAGUGGUACCCCAAUCACCUGGAACUUAUUCAAGAAGAAGUUUUAUGCUGAAUAUUUCCCUGACAGUGUAAGGUUUACCAAAGAAGUGGAGUUUCUUCAGCUAGUGCAAGGGGGAAUGUCCGUGACGGAAUAUGCUGAUAAGUUUAAGCAUCUGAUCCGCUUCCACACUCUGGAUAUGGAUGAAGAAUGGCAAUGUAGGAAGUUUGAAAAUGGCCUUGGAGGAGAUAUCAAAUUGCUAGUAAAAGGUUUAUGUAUUAAAGAGUUUCCUACAUUAGUGGAGAGGGCCAAAGUGUUAGAAAAGACCAAGAAUGAAGUGCAAGGUCAACAAAGACAGCCACAGAGGAUUGGUGGACCAUCUGGAUCCAAGUUCAGUCAUGGAGACAAGAGGAAACCUUAUUCUAAACCUCCUUUUCAAGCAAUCAAAGGACCUUCGUUUCAUCCAUCAAGUCAAGUAGGACAAUCUAGCAUGGUGAAGUGUUUUCACUGUGGAGGACCACAUUAUAAGUCUGUUUGCCCUCAAUUAGUUGGUCCUAUGAAGUGUUAUACCUGCGGGAAGGAGGGACAUUUUGCCAGGAAUUGUCCCACAUCUGAAGGAUCAAGGCUUCAACAACCAACUAAUCAGCCUCAACAGAUGACAGAUACCAAACCUCAGGCUGUGGGCAGAGUGUAUGCGAUGACUGGAGCGGAGGCAAUUGGGCCAGGUAAUCUUAUCAUCGGCAAUUAUUUACUGUUUGGGAAAGCUUGUUGUGUUUUGUUUGAUUCUGGAGCUACGCACUCCUUUGUUUCUGAUGAUUGUGUGCGAGAGUUAGGACUGCCUGUGAGUGAGCUACAGUAUGACCUAAUAGUAUAUACUCCAGCUUCUGGCUUAGUUAAGACAUCUCUAGCAUGUACUAGAUGUCCUGUAGUAGUAGAGGGAUGCCAAUUUAGAGUUAAUCUUAUCUGCUUACCUCUACAAGGUUUAGAGGUAAUUUUAGGAAUGGAUUGGCUAACUUCCAAUCACAUUCUCUUAGACUGCGGUGCAAAGAGAUUGUUAUUUCCUCAAGAGGAAGAGUCAAGGAUAUUAUCUUCGGGGAAAUUAUGGCGCGAAGUACAAGAAGGGUCGUGUUGCUUCAUGGUGUUGACACACAUGAAGGUUAACCAGAGUGGAGGGAGCAUGGAUCACUUAGUGGUGACUGAUUUCAUGGAUGUGUUUCCUGAAGAUGUACCGGGACUGCCUUCUCAAAGAGAGAUUGAGUUCUCAAUCGAUCUGAUACUAGGCACCAGACCAGUAUCAAUUGCUUUGUAUCGGAUGGCUCCAGCUGAAUUAACAGAAUUGAAAAAGCAGAUAUGA